Molecule: messenger RNA, 690 nt
Organism: Penicillium waksmanii
Lineage: Eukaryota; Fungi; Ascomycota; Eurotiomycetes; Eurotiales; Aspergillaceae
Exons: 1
Coding region: 1-690 (229 amino acids)
Molecular function (GO): hydrolase activity
Source: RefSeq, a predicted model, not a curated record
AUGAGUAAAUCGGUCCCACCCCCAGGCCUCGCCCUCAAGGAUGCCAAACUCCUCCUCGAACAUCCUUAUCUCCCAAUGGAGGCAGGAGUGGCUCAUACUGAAGACGGCAUGACCCAUAUUGCCGCGUCAACCUACAUGAAGUCCUGCACAGGGGCAAUGAUAGACUGGUGGUUCGGAUGGAUCCACAACACAGAGCAGUACAAGAUCUGGCACCCUCGCGACCACGUCCUUUCUGACUGGGAGGGCCCGCGUGAGAACAACAGCACCUAUAUCGGCGGUCAUCAUCUAGUCCAUGAGUAUAUUGGGAGUGAGCUUCAGAAACUGAAAAUAUCUUUCAAAGACCCGUGCGAGUACUUCGGACCUGACUGGAAGGCCGCGUUCCAGAAUGAGGGAUAUUCGACGGCCGUUUGUGGAAGAACGGGGAUGUGGGAUGAUGAGAACGAUGAUGUUACUUAUAUGGGACAUUUGAUUCAUUUGAUUAAGAAUGAACCAGAUGGGGUCAGAAUGCGCUCUAGGUUUUGGCUGGGUGAUGUGGACGGUGUUACCGAUCCGGAGAUUAGGAAGGCAAAUGUGCCGGAUGAAUUUGCAAAGGGGUUAUUAAAGCAUGCUACGGAAGAGAUGGCUAUACUUGCUACUGUUCUUCCUGAUAUGCAUCAUAAGUUUUCUGGGGUGGGUGCGGAGAAACUUUGA